AAAUGAAGGGUAUAGUGUCGGUGUGCUGCUUCAUCUCUUUGCUGGUCCUGGCCUCGGCAGAGGAGGAGGAGGAGGAGUUGCCGACCUCCAUUCUGCGAGACAGGUCCCACAUCGAGGAAACGCUGAGGUUGGCUUCGGAGGAGCCCGCAAGUGACUAUGCAGCGGCUCUGCAGAAACUGCGAAAGAUCUACCACACGUCCAUCAAGCCCAUGGAGCAGGCGUACAAGUACAACGAGCUGAGACAGCACGAGAUCUCAGCUUAUCCUGGACGAACCUUGGGGGCUUCAGCGACAGAUGGAGAGAUCACAUCCAAGCCUAUGGUGCUCUUUCUGGGUCCCUGGAGUGUAGGCAAGUCUUCAAUGAUUAACUACCUUCUGGGCCUUCAGGACACCCCCUACCAGCUCUACACGGGUGCUGAGCCCACUACUUCUGAGUUCACAGUCAUCACAUACGGUGAGAAGAUCCGCUCCAUCGAGGGUAUUGUGAUGGCUGCUGACAGCUCGCGCUCCUUCUCACCAUUGGAAAAGUUUGGCCAGAACUUUCUGGAGAAGUUGGUGGGCAUUGAAAUGCCACAUAAGCUUCUAGAGAGGGUCACCUUUGUGGACACACCUGGUAUCAUUGAGAACCGCAAGCAGCAGGAGAGAGGUUAUCCCUUCAAUGAUGUGUGCCAGUGGUUCAUUGACCGUGCAGACCUCAUUUUUGUGGUGUUUGACCCCACCAAGCUGGAUGUGGGCCUGGAAUUGGAGAUGUUGUUCCGACAGCUCAAGGGCCGGGAGUCCCAGAUCCGCAUCAUCCUUAACAAGGCCGAUAGCCUGGCGACGCAAGAUCUCAUGCGUGUCUAUGGAGCACUCUUCUGGAGUUUGGCCCCGCUCAUCAAUGUGACGGAGCCGCCGCGUGUCUAUGUCAGCUCCUUCUGGCCCUACGAGUAUGAGCCAGACACCAGUCGCGACCUCUUCAAACGGGAGGAGAUUUCCCUGCUGGAGGACCUCAACCAGGUGAUCGAGAACCGCCUGGAGAACAAGAUUGCUUUCAUCCGCCAGCACGGCAUCCGCGUGCGCAUCCAUGGGUUGUUGGUAGACCGCUACGUGCAGACAUUCAAGGACAAGAUGAGCUUCUUUAGCGACCCGGAGCUGGUCUUCCAGGAGAUCGUGGAUGACCCUGAUAAGUUCUAUAUCUUCAAAUCCAUUCUGGCCAAGACCAACGUCAGCAAGUUUGACCUGCCGAACCGUGAUGCGUACCGUGAUUUCUUUGGCAUCAACCCCAUAACUAGUUUCAAGCCCCUGUCAGCCCAGUGCUCCUACAUGGGGGGCUGCUUGUUGGACAAGAUCGAGAGGGCUAUCACCGCUGAGCUACCCGGCCUACUCAGCAGCAUCACCUCGGGCAAGAAUCCCUCACUUUCUUCCUGCGAGGCCACUGGCUGUGGGGAGAAGCCUAAGAACCGCUACCGGCGACACUGAGGGGAACACCGGGGAGGAAUGAGGGAGAGGAAAGAGGUGUAGGAUAGCGCAAAGUUGUUGUAAUAGGAGUGAUACUUGUACACAGUGUCCCCUGGUGGCCAAUGUUAUCUACAAAAGUUUAAGAAAGGGCAUGUUUCUUUUUUUUUUUUUUUUUUUGCGCGAGGUUUUUUUGGAUGAGGGUGGUGGUGGGGUUUGGGAAAGAGGGUUCAACAGGAGGGCGUGUAAACAGGUAAAGGUUAUUGAAAGAUGCAAAUUUCUGAGGGUUCAGACUCCCUCCUUUCUCCCCUGCACACCUGCAUAACGCCAAAGAACUGUCUCCGGUCUGGGAAGAAAAAUGUGAACAACAAAAAAAACAUAGUUCAAAUUUUGGGGAAAAAAAAAAAAAGUGUAAAAUGCAUAAAAUAAAAAAUCCAGAAAUUUUUAACAUUCAGUAACAGCUCCCUUGUAUGUGAAUAAAAUGGGGAAAAUUGAAACAAGAGUUUGCUAGUUUUGUUUUAAAGUUUGUAUUUUUUUUUUUUAAACUGUAGAUGUGGUGAAAAUUUAUCAGCAGACCAGCGCUUGAAGCUCAUGAGUUUUAUUUAUUGUUUUUUUUAAUGUCUACAUUUGUCAUUGUUCUUUAAAAAAAAAUCACAAUACAGCUGUGUAUCCUAUUAACCUCAGUUUAGUCGAACCCUUAGUUUUAGUCCUGUGUAAGUAAUAUUGGAACACUGCAUGUCAGGUGAUAUUAAAAACUUAGGUGAUACAUUUUUAUUCCCGUUUUUCAGUUUCUUUGAUCCCUUACAGCAGGAGGUGCGGUGGCGCAGUGG
Molecule: messenger RNA, 2263 nt
Organism: Scleropages formosus (Asian bonytongue)
Lineage: Eukaryota; Metazoa; Chordata; Actinopteri; Osteoglossiformes; Osteoglossidae
Gene: srlb
Product: sarcalumenin
Exons: 7
Coding region: 3-1457 (484 amino acids)
Molecular function (GO): GTP binding
Source: RefSeq, a predicted model, not a curated record